Messenger RNA from Xenia sp. Carnegie-2017, 1270 nucleotides. RefSeq names its product opioid-binding protein/cell adhesion molecule-like. The record is from RefSeq and is a predicted model, not a curated record. NCBI's taxonomy places the organism in Eukaryota, Metazoa, Cnidaria, Anthozoa, Malacalcyonacea, Xeniidae. The transcript is spliced from 6 exons. The coding region runs from base 161 to 1162 and encodes 333 amino acids.
AAUUGAGUGAAAAGGGUAGAACGCGGAAGAAGAAUACUCACAAAAUUGGAAGCUAAAUCAACAGAUUCUUGUUACGAUAUUAUUCACAGUUCUCCAUUGUGCAAUGGAUCUGGUGACCACGUGUCGACAUAACUAUUAUAUAUUUGUUGUUUAGUAAGAGAUGAACACGUUGAGCUUAAAGAGUAUUGGUAUUUUAUUUGCACCUAUACUAUGGUUAAUGUUUUGUAAAGCUCAACUAAAUGCACCUUCCGACAGAUUGGUUUUUGCUCCUGGUGAAGAUGGGAGAAUUGUGUGGACAUAUAGUGGAGACAUUAAUCAAAUUACUUUUCAAGGAUUGAGGUUUACUGGUGCCUCUAUAUAUCUGGUUUUUGUAGCAAGAGGAAUAGUUGUAGACCGUAUUUCAAAUGGUCUAGACUUUCAAUUUGUAUUACCUUUAACUUUGAUUCUGAAAAAUGUAAAUCCAACAUAUAAUGGAACAUAUAUCAUGGAAGUUGGACUUGCAUCAGGAACGCUUCCUCCUUCACCUGUGCAUAUAUUCAUUGCAGUUGCACCAAAAAUAUAUAUCAAUUGUUCCAGCACAACAACUCUCAAUGUAAGUGAUUAUUUUUCAUGUGAAUGUAAAGGAGAGGAUGGUAAUCCUCCUGCUGUGGUCACAUGGUAUAAAGGUAAUGGAAGGAUUAUCUCAGGAGAAGGAAUGGCAACAUUAACUAUUGCUCGGGUUGAUCGUGAUGACAAUGGCCUUUAUAGAUGUGAAGCAAAGGGUGACGAGAAAGCUAAAGCUGAGAAAACAGUUCAAAUAAUUGUUAACUAUAGACCUGCCAACAUUAGUUUGACUCUCCAAAGAGAAGGUCAUAAAGCAACGUUAAUCUGCACUGCUGAAGGCCGUCCACAACCAAACUUUGAAAUAUUUUCAAAGCGCUCUAAACUUGUCUAUAAAGGCUCCACCUACACAUUUGACAUCGUUAAAUCUUGUGAUUUUGGAAAUUAUACUUGUAAAGCGACAAACAUUUUAGGCAGUGCCAUAUCACAUGACGUACACGUGCAAACAUUUAAAGAUAUAAAAAACUCAACCACAAGCAUUGUUGAUUGUAAAACGGACUGGCUUGUUACCUCCAUCUCUGUUUUAUCUGGAAUUAUUUUGGGAUUUUGUUUUGUUGUUUGAUAUUUUUAUGUUAUGGUCGACGAUGGUUAGUUAAGAAAAGUCAAAUGUCUCAGUCACAUGAUGAAAGGAAAAAUACAGUGAAUACAACUUAUGAAGAACUAGAUCUAU